Microtus oregoni (creeping vole) is the source of this 755-nucleotide messenger RNA. It is a transcript of the gene Bola2b, whose product is annotated as bolA family member 2B. The record is from RefSeq and is a predicted model, not a curated record. The transcript has 4 exons. Gene Ontology annotation, biological process: intracellular iron ion homeostasis. Gene Ontology annotation, molecular function: 2 iron, 2 sulfur cluster binding. The coding region runs from base 456 to 716 and encodes 86 amino acids. Gene Ontology annotation, cellular component: cytosol; nucleus. Lineage: Eukaryota; Metazoa; Chordata; Mammalia; Rodentia; Cricetidae.
UACCAGGGUCCUCGCCCGCUGGUCCUCCAGGCGCCACCUUUUUUGCGACCGGCGUUGUGUUGCCGGACGCGACGAGCAGGAUUGACAGUGAAUCCCACGUACACGCGGCCCCGAUGCCGAGGGUUCUGGCAGUAGAGCAGGAAAAAGCACUCGAGGGUGAUCGUCCAGCGCGCUGGAAACCCGGCAGCGCCGCUUGGUGCGCCGCCUGCUGGCAGGAGGAGGAUGUGCAAACGCGGUCGCAGCGCCCGCGGCCCCCCAGCCCGGCUCCGAUUGGCUAACAGCUGGGGCGGAGCCUCCCAAGCGUUGCGACUUCACCUGUGCUAGGAGACGGAAGUGCUGCUUUCCAGACCGCCUCAGGGAGGGCGGAAGUGAGCGGCGUGGGAGGAAGUGGCUUCAGUGAGGGCGGAAGGCGGGGCUCUGGGCACGCCUGCCUGUUCCCCCGCCGGGCUGUGGCUAUGGAACUCAGCGCGGAGUACCUCCGCGAGAAGCUGCGGCGGGACCUGGAGGCAGAGCAUGUGGAGGUGGAGGACACGACUCUCAACCGUUGCGCGACCAGCUUCCGAGUCCUGGUGGUGUCCGCUAAGUUCGUGGGAAAGCCAUUGCUCCAGAGACAUCGGCUGGUGAAUGAAUGCCUAGCUGAAGAGCUCCCGCACAUCCAUGCCUUUGAGCAGAAAACUCUGACCCCAGAGCAGUGGACCCGAGAGCGGCUGAAAUGAGGGACCCGGGCCUGAACAGCCAUUAAACUGUAAAUCAGG